Molecule: messenger RNA, 321 nt
Organism: Trichophyton rubrum CBS 118892
Lineage: Eukaryota; Fungi; Ascomycota; Eurotiomycetes; Onygenales; Arthrodermataceae
Exons: 1
Coding region: 1-321 (106 amino acids)
Source: RefSeq, a predicted model, not a curated record
AUGUUCCAUAAUAGGCACGAUCUGCUAGGACGGAGAUGGCUAGGAUGGAAGAACUACCUUUUGCGUCAGUUGAUGACAUCUACAUGUUGGCAUGUCAAGACUUACCCGCAGAGGAUGCAUUCUCUAAGAAGAAUGAUGAGGGGUUCUAGGGACUUGGUCCACGACGGCCGUGAUGUCUGGCUCUGGCGGAGAGUGAUAUAUACCAGAUUCGCCGCCAGACAGAACCAUAUAAUGGUAUUAGUCGGGCGUAGGACACACGCCAGCGAGGCAAGGAUCAGACAUAUCCUCAGGCUAGACCUAUUAGUCUGGGAACAUAUGUAG